GAUACCGAAGUAUUCAAAGUAUUUCCUCCUAUAUCGCAUCCACCGAUGAAUCACUUUCGGCUCGGUCGCGAUCCGGCCGUACCCCGCGGGUCAGCGCGUUUCCCGUCUUUCCGACCCGGGCGAUGGUCCGUUGAAGUCAUCGGCGAUUAGUGGUGUGCCAUGUUAGCCGCGAAGGUCGCGCUCCCGCUCGCCGUGCUCUUCCUCGCGAGCCCCGCGUCGCUGGCGAGCUGUCAUUCCCGUGUCUCGCGCGCGCCCCGGUCGGGCCAGGAGCGCCAGGAGGAGCAGGAUCCGUACUUCGAGCAGUGCCGCGUCGUGGCCGCGUGGAAGGAGCAUCUCGGCUAUGUGAGCGUGCUGGCCUUCCUGGACCCGGCGUGGCGGUACAGCUUCCGGCAGGCGGUCAUGCUGGAGCUGCUGAGCUCGCGCUUCCGGAAGUCCGGCUUCCCGGACAUACGGUUCUUCGCGAUAAGCCCGGCCUCCGAUUCCUCGGCGGAGAACGAGAGGAGCGAGGAGGAUCUCGACGAGAUCGAGGCGUGGCGGGCGAUUGGAGCGAAGCACGAGGACAGCCUCGCGGGGCAUGACUUUCUCAGGAGCAAUGGAUCGGAGAUUAUCCUUUUGCAGGACGAUCCGCAGUCUCGUAUGUGGGAGAGGUUCCGCGCGUCGAGGGACCAAGUGGUCGUCAUCGAUCGAUGCGGGAAGUUGGCGUACCACGUGCUAGUGCCGUGGAGUAUCCUGUACUAUCCUUACGUGAAGGCGGCUAUAUUGUCCACGCACGAGGAGGACCCGUGCGGCGGAUGUGACCCCGGUGUCUAUCGAGUACCGAGUCCCGAGGAGCAGGUCGUGAAAUUAAGGAAGGUAACCGACGAGGAAGAUGCGAACUCGACGCAGAAUAAGACCGAAGCUAACGUCGAGGCAACGUGGACCACCGGGAGUCUGGAGAACGCCACCCUACGCCAAGAUUCGUCGUCGGAAGAGGAGCGCGAGGCGAGCAGCGUAUCCUCCAGCCUCCCCGAGGAAAUCACGAACGACGCCGGUCUAAUUGUCUCGACAGAAUCGCCGACGGAGUCCACGACUUAUCGAUACAAUAACAGCGCGACUGAGUCCCGAUUCGACAAGGAUCGUCCGGACGCGGAAGGUACGCCGGAUCAAGAAGACCCGACGAAUUCAUGGAGCGGUGGUACUUCCACCUCCAGCGAAACCGCCACGACCUUUGAGCUGCAGCGGGAUGUAUAUUCCACGGAGCAGGCGGGAUCUUCGCUGGCGGACAAUUCGCCCACUCCAGCUACCCUGCAGGGUAAUCACGGGGAUCGCACCUUAUCGCUGGACGAACAGGCGACCGAUGAAGCCGAGAGCGAUUCGACGCCCGCGGACGGAGAGACGACGUCGACGACGGAUCUCGCGGACGAGGUUCGAGAUAGGAACACGACACCGGAGAACACCGAGAGUUUCGGGGAGGACGCUUUACCAUUACGCAUAAUUAUGUACGCGCCGCACUUACAUAAAAACAGCAGGAAGACGAGGAAGUACACGCACUUGGUCCUGAAGACUGGCGAUCCCGGCUUUCACGGGCAUCUCGACUUUGAAGUCGACGUAGCAUCAACGACGGAUUCGUGGCCGGAAGCAGAUUCUCGUGUAACAAGCUCCGAAGAAUACGAUUGGGAGACGACGAAGACGGGCGCGGAUGAAGAGAAUGUUAAUCAGAAGUACACGUUCGACAAAGACGAGAAACCGGGACUCUACGGCGAAGUGUUGGAUUAUUGGAGGAGCUACGAAGAUAACGAUAUCACUGACAGAAAUGAAACGAUUAACGAUACGUACUCCAACUCAACGACCAACAAUAACGAGGAGCAUCGUACUAAUAUCGAUCAAACGAGUUUCUCGAAGCCAGAAGAGAGCCACUCUGAGAGUUCCACCGAUCCGCAGAAUAUUGGUUCAAGUACAAUUGAGUCCUCCAGGCCGAUCAACACGAAUAAUCAGGCCGAUAAGGAGGAGAUGCAAGACAAAUUAAUUGAACAUUACAGUAAACUCUUUUCUUGGAUGGAGUAUAAGUUAAGCAAAUAAACUCACGCAUUUUUUUAAAACAG
This is a messenger RNA of Vollenhovia emeryi, 2081 nucleotides long. RefSeq lists its product as uncharacterized. Gene Ontology annotation, cellular component: extracellular region. Lineage: Eukaryota; Metazoa; Arthropoda; Insecta; Hymenoptera; Formicidae. Bases 160 to 2058 code for a protein of 632 amino acids. Gene Ontology annotation, molecular function: selenium binding. Gene Ontology annotation, biological process: selenium compound metabolic process. The record is from RefSeq and is a predicted model, not a curated record. The transcript is spliced from 8 exons.